UGAUACUUCUGUCUCCCAUGGCUCUAAUUGACUGCCUAGAGGGUAUUGUUAAACCACUCUAAUGUGGGGAAUGUACAAUGUGCAGAGGUUAUUUUGAUGCUACAUUUGAUAUUUUAGGUGAAUGUCAAGUACAUUAUUUGCUAUAUUUGUAAAGGAAUUAGACUGAAUAGAAAAUAAAACUGAACUAAGAACUGUUUUGGGGUUCUGUGUCUACAAGAUUGCUCAGCUUUGAAGGCUCUUGCACAAGCCUGAUAACAAGCGUUUAAUCUCUGGUUCCCACAAGGUGGCAGGAGACAACCAAUUCUUGAGGGUUAUCCUUUGACCUCCAAAUUCACGUGCCUGUACACACAGGACAGACCCAUGCAUACACAGAAACAAAAAUUAUUUUUUGUAAGUGUGUUUUAAGAUCAAGUUUAAGUUAAAAAAAAAACACAUUUUAUUUUAAAUUCUAAAUAGUUAAGCUGUUUGUGAUCCAGAGGAAAUCUGUGUUGAUAAAAAAAGUAAAGAUAUAUAUCUUUAUAUCUAUAUGAAUUAUAAUGUAUAUUAUAACUCAUAACACAUAUAUGUAUAUGUGUGCUAUGAAUUAUAAUACUGAGUAAUAACUUUUUAGAAGUUCAUUUUCACCCAUGGUUUCAUUCUUGUUUAGAUUUAUGGCUUAUUUAUUAAUUUACUAACACUCACUGGGUUUUAAUUGAAUUUUAGGGCCUGGCUUCAGAACUUAGGGUAUUGAAGAAUGAAAAUUUAGGCAUUAGUUUUUAACUCAGGUUGACUCAGUCGCCGUUUAAUUAUGUAUUUAUUUUGCCAUAGCUAUGGAGAGUCUUAACUAGAGGGUUUUGUAUGAGUCCCUGGGAAUUGUCUAUCUUGAAAGUCUGAUAAAUGAUUCAGGUGGGCAAUCCUACAUGGAAACUGGGAACCCGUGACUUGACUGAUCUGUUGCAUGAGUACUGAGAGCAGUAAUAACAAGUGGUGUAGGAAUGCUUUUUCCUGGCAACUCUAAAGGAUAAUGUGUGUCUGGAGACUAAUUGGUUCCAUUUAUAGCACAUAGAUUGAGCUGUAAUAAUUAUGACUAAUUUUAAACACCUGAAUUCAGCAUAAGAAAUUCUAAAGAUGUAACUUGUAAAUUUGUAAAUAUUAUGUACAUUUUUGACUUUGAGCUUCAGGAACUUUAGACCGUGUACAACUGUGCUUACCCAAGGCUACCUACUCUCCACCUUGAUGCCCUUCCCCCAUUGUGUUUGAUGCCAUUGGAUAUUCAUUCCAUUACGAACAGUGGCCAGCCAGGUGUGGAGUCCAAACUGUCAAGUCCAGCCUGUGCAAUGAUGUAGUGAUAAUGCAAAGUAAAGCCUUUAUGUCUGGCUUUGAGUAAAAUGUUCCAGCAGAGCCUAUGCUUUGUUUGGGUUGAUCCAUAGAGGCUGAGAAACUUUUUUUGAGACUGUUUGAACUUAAAGAAGAAACAUUGUGUCUCUUGAAGGUCUGCACUUGGUGCUACUUGAGAGCUUGCCACUGCACAAACCUUGAUCCUAAGACACUCGAGGCAAACCUGGAGUUCUUCCUCCUGAUUUUUGGCUAGCCAUGAUCAAAGGGACUGAGAUUCGUAUGGGUCAUUUGCUCUCUCUGGUAGCAAAGGAAAGAAAAUCAACCUUGAUAGUUGGAACCUUUUCCAGACCCAAUUAAUUUUGUACUUAACAUAAUAUUGUGAUAAGUGAGUUCUGUGUUUUUAUCUUUGUUCAUUGGGAUUUUUAUAUGUGAUUAUUUGAAGAUAGAAAUUAUGCUUCCUGUCUCUCCACCACAAAAGAGAGAUGCUUCAUGUUGUUAUUAGUUAAUAAUAGGAGUUUGUGAUUACCUUAUAAAAUAAAAUUGUAUUGCUUUAAUUUGGACACUGCUUAGAAAUCUUGUCUGUUCUAAAUUCUAAAGUAUCUAUUUUUGGUGAUGGUAAUUGUAUGUGAAUACAAUGAUAUAGCCUUCAUUUAUUUGUUCAAGGCAUUUGUCUUAACAGAGAUGAGAAUAGGUGAUGGUUGCAGGUUGACUCAUUUAUAUAACCAAUUACCUAUCACCUGACCUGGGUGCUUCCUGUGUCCUGUGAGAUAACACACUAGGUUACUUUCUGACAUUCUGAGGAUAGUGAGUUCUUCUUUCUCAGAUAACCUGAUAGUGGAGGAAGCAGUGCAGGAGUUGAACUCCUUCCUUGCACAAGAGAAUGUGAGGCUUCAGGAGCUGACAGACCUCCUUCAGGAGAAGCAUCACACCAUGUCUCAGGAGUUCUGUAAGUUGCAGGGUAAAGUAGAGACAGCUGAGUCACGAGUGUCCGUCUUGGAGUCCAUGAUUGAUGACCUGCAGUGGGAUAUUGACAAAAUUCGAAAAAGAGAACAGCGUCUCAACCGGCAUUUGGCUGAAGUCCUAGAGCGGGUGAAUUCAAAAGGCUAUAAAGUAUAUGGAGCGGGGAGCAGUCUCUAUGGAGGCACAAUCACCAUCAAUGCCCGGAAGUUUGAGGAAAUGAAUGCAGAGCUUGAGGAGAACAAAGAGUUGGCUCAGAACCGACAUUGUGAGCUGGAGAAGCUUCGUCAAGACUUUGAAGAGGUCACUACACAGAAUGAAAAGUUGAAGGUGGAAUUGCGGAGUGCAGUGGAGGAAGUGGUUAAGGAAACCCCAGAGUAUCGCUGCAUGCAGUCACAGUUCUCUGUCCUGUAUAACGAGAGUCUGCAGUUGAAAGCCCACUUGGAUGAAGCUCGGACCCUGCUUCAUGGCACCCGGGGUACUCACCAGCGCCAGGUUGAACUCAUUGAGCGAGAUGAGGUUAGUCUGCAUAAGAAGCUGAGAACUGAAGUCAUUCAGCUGGAGGAUACCUUGGCCCAGGUUCGCAAGGAGUAUGAGAUGUUGAGGAUAGAGUUUGAGCAGACCCUUGCUGCCAAUGAACAAGCAGGCCCCAUAAACCGGGAGAUGCGGCAUCUCAUUAGCAGCCUCCAGAAUCAUAACCACCAGCUGAAGGGUGAAGUCCUAAGGUAUAAACGGAAGCUGAGAGAGGCGCAGUCUGACCUGAACAAGACACGUCUGCGCAGUGGCAGUGCCCUCCUGCAGUCUCAGUCUAGUACUGAGGACCCCAAGGACGAGCCCACAGAGCUGAAGCAGGAUUCUGAAGACCUAGCCACUCAUUCCUCAGCGCUGAAGGCAUCUCAGGAGGAUGAAGUUAAGUCCAAACGGGAUGAAGAAGAGAGAGAACGAGAAAGGAGGGAGAAAGAAAGAGAGCGAGAGCGAGAACGAGAAAAGGAAAAGGAGAGAGAACGAGAGAAACAGAAACUGAAAGAGUCAGAAAAGGAGAGAGAUUCUGUUAAGGAUAAAGAGAAAGGGAAACAUGAUGAUGGAAGGAAGAAGGAAGCAGAAAUUAUCAAGCAGCUGAAGAUUGAACUUAAGAAAGCACAAGAGAGCCAGAAGGAGAUGAAACUACUGCUGGAUAUGUACCGCUCUGCCCCCAAGGAGCAGAGAGACAAAGUGCAGCUAAUGGCAGCUGAGAAGAAGUCAAAGGCAGAGUUGGAGGAUCUCAGACAAAGACUCAAGGAUCUGGAAGAUAAGGAGAAGAAAGAGAACAAGAAAAUGGCUGAUGAGGAUGCCUUGAGGAAGAUCCGGGCAGUGGAGGAGCAGAUUGAAUACCUGCAGAAGAAGCUGGCUAUGGCCAAGCAGGAGGAAGAGGCUCUCCUGUCUGAGAUGGAUGUCACAGGACAGGCCUUUGAGGACAUGCAGGAGCAGAACAUCCGUCUGAUGCAGCAGUUGCGGGAGAAGGACGAUGCAAACUUCAAGCUCAUGUCAGAGCGAAUCAAGUCUAAUCAGAUCCAUAAGUUGCUUAAAGAGGAAAAGGAAGAGUUAGCUGAUCAGGUUUUGACACUGAAGACUCAGGUAGAUGCCCAGUUACAGGUAGUAAGAAAACUGGAAGAGAAGGAGCACCUACUUCAGAGUAACAUUGGCACAGGGGAGAAGGAGCUGGGUCUUAGGACUCAAGCCUUGGAGAUGAAUAAACGCAAGGCAAUGGAGGCGGCCCAGCUUGCAGAUGACCUCAAAGCACAGCUAGAACUGGCUCAGAAGAAGCUCCAUGAUUUCCAGGAUGAAAUCGUGGAGAACAGUGUCACCAAAGAAAAGGACUUGUUCAAUUUCAAACGAGCACAGGAAGACAUCUCUAGGCUUCGAAGAAAGCUAGAGACCACCAAGAAGCCAGACAAUGUGCCCAAGUGUGAUGAAAUUCUGAUGGAGGAGAUAAAGGACUACAAGGCACGGCUGACCUGCCCUUGCUGUAACAUGCGUAAAAAGGAUGCAGUACUUACCAAGUGUUUUCACGUUUUCUGCUUUGAGUGUGUGAAGACGCGCUAUGACACUCGCCAGCGCAAGUGUCCCAAGUGUAAUGCUGCUUUUGGUGCCAAUGAUUUCCAUCGCAUCUACAUUGGCUGAUUGCAGUCAAGAAAGAGGACUGGCUAGGCAAGCACUUACUCAUUAAUCACCAGGCCUCUACCUCCUCUCUCCUAGACAGCUGGCCAUCUCCCUUGUUCCCCAGACUUUGUCCGGGUUCUCUUCGCCAGUAGCGAGAGAACAUAGUGAGGAAGACUGCAAGUCUUGGGACUUAGAAUGAACUAGAAAUUACUAGCGUUUGUCUUCCCUUCAGCUUUCUUUGUGUCCUUCUUUCGGAUUUUUCAGCAUUUUCUUCUUGGGCCUAGCCUAUAAACUGGUUUUGCCCACUCCUCUUGAAGAAGUCAGGUUGAUAGUUUGGGCACUGAGAAGGGAAUGUGGGUAGAGUGAACAUAUACUAUUAUGGAGGAGUGAAUUUUUGAUAAGUUAUCUAUGGGCCCAAAAUUCUUGAUUUGGGUAGUAAACCUUUCUAAACUUAGGUUAUAAAAUGGUAUAGUUGUGUUAGUCUCUCCUGGAAGGUUUGAAGCCUUAAUGAAAUUAUAUCCAGGAUACUUCAUUCUAUUUCUCACUUCUAGGAGACUGACUUUUUGGGUCAGUUGGACUUCUUGCUAAAGUUAUUUAUGUUUUAGGUAUUCAAAUAUUAAUAGUUUUUUUUUAAUUUCUUAAAGCCAGAAUAAUUUCAAAUGUGAUAGUCCCUAUGGUGUGUGUUUUUUUUUUUUAAUAUACAUCUUUUCUGAAAUCAGAAUUAGUAUUAAGAAGUAACAGGAAUGCAUUGAUUGUGAAGAGAUCUCGGUAGUCUGGGAAUGAGAUCCAGGGCGAUGUUGGGGAAUUAUGAAUUACUGUCCCCUCCUCUCCAGAGGGAGUCUUUGUUCUCUGUGUUCCUGAAGAUUCUCAGUAAUGUUUCUGUAGGAUUUUAAUAUUCCAUGUGCUUCAAUUAAAGCAGGAUUCAGGUUGC
Molecule: messenger RNA, 5344 nt
Organism: Mus musculus (house mouse)
Lineage: Eukaryota; Metazoa; Chordata; Mammalia; Rodentia; Muridae
Gene: Rnf20
Product: ring finger protein 20
Exons: 16
Coding region: 2248-4434 (728 amino acids)
Biological process (GO): chromatin remodeling; regulation of DNA-templated transcription; ubiquitin-dependent protein catabolic process
Cellular component (GO): ubiquitin ligase complex; HULC complex; nucleoplasm
Molecular function (GO): transcription coactivator activity; histone binding; p53 binding
Source: RefSeq, a predicted model, not a curated record